Messenger RNA from Arctia plantaginis, 516 nucleotides. The record is from the annotation of a GenBank genome assembly. NCBI's taxonomy places the organism in Eukaryota, Metazoa, Arthropoda, Insecta, Lepidoptera, Erebidae.
AUGGACAAGUUGGCAGAUAUUGCAACCAAGUUGUGGUGGGGCGGGGACCCGGACGAGAAGAACCCUACCUCGGGGAUGUCUCGCCGUGACGUGUACAACGUCAGAAAGUCUUGGACGAAGAUCAACGCGGAUGCUCAAGGGAACGGCUUCCUCAUGUUCUCGAGGCUCUUCGAAGCAGACCCUGAGAGCAAGACCUUCUUCUCGUACUUGUCGGACACGAACAAGGAGCAGAUGGCGCGCAGCUUCACCUUUCAGGCGCACAUCGUGUUCAUCAUGGCGUCGCUGAACUCCGCCGUGGAGAACCUGCCGCAGCCGGAGAUCGUGGUGUCCCUCAUGACCAAGCUGGGGCGAGCCCACCACAGGCAGAACAUACGGAGGAAACACUUUCGGGUGUUUGAGGAGGUGCUAAUGAACAUCCUGAAGAACGACCUGCGCUUGAGCGAGGACGUGGUGGCCUCGUGGACACUCUUCGUGGCCUUCAUGUACAAACACAUGUUCACUGCAAUCACCGAAUAG